AUGACUCAUGCUGUGUGUCUAUCACAAAAAGCUAACGAGAUCUCAAUCUCCGCUGAGGAAGAAUUCAACAUCGAGAGACUUCAGCUUCUCGAGAGUGCCAAGCGUAAGCUGCGUCAAGAGUAUGACCGCAAGCUCAAGCAAGUCGAUAUCCGCAAGCGCAUCGACUACUCUACGCAGCUGAAUGCAAGUAGGAUUAAGUACCUUCAAGCACAAGAUGACGUUGUCACCUCCAUGAAAGACUCUGCAGCUAAAGACCUUCUUCGUGUCUCCAACGACAAGAACGCAUACAAAAAGCUUCUCAAGGGUCUCAUCCUUGAGAGUUUGCUGCGGCUGAAAGAGCCACAGGUGCUUCUUAGAUGCAGAGAGAUGGACAAGAGGGUUGUUGAAACGGUCAUAGAGGAUGUUAAGAAACAGUAUGCAGAGAAAGCCAAAGUCGGGCCUCCUAAGAUCACCAUCGACGACAAAGUCUUCCUCCCUCCCCCUCCUAACCCUAAGCUCCCUGAUUCCCAUGACCUUCACUGCUCGGGAGGAGUGGUUCUAGCAUCUCAAGACGGAAAGAUCGUCUGCGAGAACACUUUAGACGCACGCCUAGACGUUGCCUUCAGAAAGAAGCUUCCCCAGAUCCGGACGCGCCUCGUUGGAGCUCCUGAAACCUCCAGAGCAUGAUCUGAUCCCCAACACAAGCUUGCUUAGGCCCUUAAAUAAGUGAUACUCACAAGAAUCGUCACUCUGUUUCCUUUUGAUCUUGACAAAGAGAAUAAACUAAUUUUGAAAAUGCCCUUUUCGUAUCAAAUUUAUUCUAGAAUAUUAUAUUAGAAAUCGCAAUGCAAGAUCUGUUUUUCACGAGAUAUACACUCAGACGCAGC
This is a messenger RNA of Thlaspi arvense, 866 nucleotides long. The record is from the annotation of a GenBank genome assembly. NCBI's taxonomy places the organism in Eukaryota, Viridiplantae, Streptophyta, Magnoliopsida, Brassicales, Brassicaceae.